Molecule: messenger RNA, 2628 nt
Organism: Erigeron canadensis
Lineage: Eukaryota; Viridiplantae; Streptophyta; Magnoliopsida; Asterales; Asteraceae
Product: DEAD-box ATP-dependent RNA helicase 37-like
Exons: 7
Coding region: 290-2125 (611 amino acids)
Cellular component (GO): nucleus
Molecular function (GO): ATP binding; RNA binding; RNA helicase activity
Source: RefSeq, a predicted model, not a curated record
AAAAGAUAUUUUUCAUAUUUUUCGUAUCGCCUUCUUCUUCUUCCUUUCAAAAACCAAACAAAAUAAUAAAAUUUAGGGUUUCUACUUUCCACAUUUUUCUCUGUAUUUUGAUGUUGACGAAAUUUUGGAAGUUAGAUUAGAUUAAGGUUUUUGUUUUUUUCGGAUAUUUUAAGGUUGUUAGGUGGACAAAGUAAAUUUAAGGUUAUUAGGAGGAAAAAAAAAGGAAUUAAGGUUGUUUUGAGGUGGGGAAUUGUUUCUUUCUUUUAGGAAUUAGGGUUUGUGUUUGAGUAUGCCAACUUCUUGGGCUGAUUCAGUUGCUGCAGCUGACAACGCGGCUGCUGGUGGCGGUGGUUCUUACGUUGGUGGUGCUCCAAGCAGGCCGACUUACGUCCCACCACAUUUGCGUAACAGAGUGGGUAGUUCUGAGGCAGUUGCACCACCGCCACCGGCUGUUGCCAAUAGUGUAGGUGGGGGGAAUCGUUGGGCGGCACCUAGAAACGACUUUAGGUCUGGGUAUAAUGGUGGUGGACGUGGCGGUGGUGGUGGUUGGAAUAAUAGGAGUGGUGGUUGGGACCGUGGAAGGGAUCGUGAAGUGAACCCGUUUGGAGAUGAUGUUGUUACUGAACAAGAGUUUGUUGACCAGGAGAAUACCGGGAUUAACUUUGAUGCUUACGAAGACAUACCUGUUGAGACUAGUGGUGAUAAUGUUCCACCUCCUGUGAAUACUUUUGCUGAGAUUGAUUUAGGUGAAGCACUAAAUUUAAACAUUAGGAGGUGCAAGUAUGUGAAACCGACUCCUGUUCAACGUCAUGCUAUACCAAUAUCUCUUGCUGGCCGAGAUUUGAUGGCUUGUGCGCAAACAGGUUCCGGGAAAACUGCUGCUUUUUGUUUCCCGAUUAUUAGUGGCAUAAUGAGGGGGCACUUUGGUCAAAGAGCACCACGGAUGCCCCGCACUGCAUGCCCACUUGCUCUUAUACUCUCGCCUACUAGGGAGCUAUCGUGUCAAAUUCAUGAAGAGGCUAGGAAAUUUGCGUAUCAAACUGGGGUGAAGGUGGUUGUUGCCUAUGGCGGUGCUCCAAUAAAUCAGCAGCUUCGUGAGCUAGAACGAGGAGUUGAUAUUCUUGUUGCUACUCCUGGGCGGUUGGUAGAUCUUUUAGAAAGGGCACGAGUCUCUCUACAGUUUAUCAAGUAUUUAGCUUUGGAUGAAGCAGACCGAAUGCUUGAUAUGGGUUUUGAACCACAAAUAAGAAAGAUUGUGCAACAAAUGGACAUGCCUCAACCUGGUGUGAGACAAACAAUGUUAUUCAGUGCUACUUUCCCGAAGGAAAUACAGAGACUGGCAUCUGAUUUUCUUGCAAACUAUAUAUUCCUGGCUGUGGGGAGAGUUGGUUCGAGUACUGAUUUGAUUGUACAGAGAGUUGAGUAUGUACAAGAAAGCGACAAGAGAAGCCAUUUAAUGGAUCUUCUUCAUGCACAAAGAGCUAACGGUGUUCAUGGCAAGCAAGCUCUUACUUUGGUAUUCGUCGAGACUAAAAAGGGAGCUGAUUCACUUGAAUAUUGGUUAUGCAUGAACGGAUUUCCUGCCACCACCAUCCAUGGUGAUAGAACGCAGCAGGAACGUGAGCAAGCAUUGAGAUCGUUCAAAAGUGGAAACACUCCAAUUUUGGUUGCAACAGAUGUAGCAGCACGUGGUCUCGAUAUUCCACAUGUGGCUCAUGUGGUCAACUUUGACCUUCCUAACGACAUCGACGACUAUGUCCACCGUAUAGGAAGAACUGGCCGUGCUGGAAAAUCGGGGCUAGCAACUGCUUUUUUUAAUGACAACAAUUCCUCGAUGGCUAGACCAUUAUCAGAUCUUAUGCAAGAAGCCAACCAAGAAGUCCCUGCUUGGCUUGCUCGUUAUGCAGCUCGAGCUUCUUAUGGCGGAGGCAAGAACCGUCGCGGUGGCGGUCGGUUUGGCGGUCGUGAUUUCCGACGAGACUCCAAUUACAAUAGGGGUGGUGGUGGAGACUAUUAUGGUAAUAAUGCUUAUGGAGCACCUGGGGGAUAUGGUGGCGGAUAUGGAGCCCCUGGCGGGUAUGGUGGUGGUGGUUAUGGUCCCGGUGUCACCAGUGCCUGGGACUGAGUUUCAUUCAGUUUAAAAUAGAACCUUUUUUGGUGGAUUUGUUUUUACCCUUUAUGGGGGGUAGUUUUUACAUCUACUAACAAAGUAGUAGGGUUGAGUGUUAACCUGUUGGUUAUUUUUUUCGUGGUUAAAUUUGGUGGUUGAUGGGUUGUGGAAUGUGGUAUGUUUUUGGUCGGAUAUGUAUACGAUAAAUGUUAAAUUCUGCAACCCAAGUUUGAGGGUCUGUAGAUUAUUGCGGGUUCCACAUUGUGUUUUUCUGCAGAGCCUCGUAUGGUUAAAUGUAAGUGUGCUUGUUUAGUUGUGGUUGUGUUGAAAAAAUUUUCAUUCAUUCUUUUUCUAUUACCAAGUAGUAAUGAAUAGUAAUGAAUGAUAGGUUGGUGAGGUGAAGCUGGUUGAGGAGAAGGAAAAAAAAGAUGGGAAGUAAAUGUAGUUUGGUUAUGUCUAUUUAUUAUCAUCACUAUUUAGAAUAUCUAUAUUCAAAAUUAUGAUUCCUGCUUUAUUUA